Molecule: messenger RNA, 2318 nt
Organism: Eruca vesicaria subsp. sativa (arugula)
Lineage: Eukaryota; Viridiplantae; Streptophyta; Magnoliopsida; Brassicales; Brassicaceae
Source: the annotation of a GenBank genome assembly
AGAAUAGUCACCAAACACAACUCUUUCUUGGCAACCAAACAUCACAUUCACAUUUAACAAAAGAGAUUUGCUACUAGAAACAUAAAAUAAAAAAGCAACAAAGAAAAAGAUAAUUGAAAAAUCAAAAUAUGUAAAAUAAUACAAAAUAAAUCAAUUAAGCUUUGCUUCUUUUUCUACUGCAAAAGCAAAAUCUUCUUUCACUUUUUUUUUUCAAUCUCAAACACUUUUGCUUUUACUUCGUCUUGUGUCUUUACUCAACUUUUAUCAUCUCAUAAUUGUACAGAAUCUUGCUUCUCUCCUCCUCUGUUUAUCUCUUUCUCUGUACUCUGUUUUUUUUUCCCGGGAAAACUAACUGACUCCUCAAAGCUUCUUCCUUUCUCGUGUGAAUCACAAUUCUUCACCUCCCUGUAAUUCCCCAACUCAUAAUUCAUGGGGAUCUGUCACGGAAAACCCAUCGAGCAAAAACCAAAACAGAGCACCCCUGUUUCCUCCGACGAAACUCCGGCGGCGAAAUCUCCAGCCUUUCCGUUUUACAGUCCAAGUCCUUUACGCAAACCCUCACCGUCACGGGCAACAAGCGCGAGCUCAACGCCUCUUCGCGUCUUCAAGAGACCUUUCCCUCCUCCUUCCCCUGCUAAGCACAUACGCGCUUUCCUCGCGCGUCGCAACGGCUCCACCAAGCCUAGCGAGGUCAAGACGAUCUCUGAAGGCAAGGAGUUCGAGAUCGGUCUUGAUAAAAGCUUUGGCUUCUCGAAACAGUUUGGGUCGAAUUAUGAGAUUGAUGGUGAAGUGGGUCGGGGGCAUUUUGGGUAUACUUGCUCUGCUAAGGGUAAAAAAGGAAGCUUGAAGGGACAUGAAGUAGCUGUUAAGGUUAUACCUAAGUCCAAGAUGACAACUGCUAUAGCGAUUGAGGAUGUUAGUAGAGAAGUGAAGAUAUUGAGAGCUUUGACUGGUCACAAGAACUUAGUCCAGUUCUAUGACGCCUUUGAAGAUGAUGAAAAUGUUUACAUUGUGAUGGAGUUAUGUAAAGGUGGUGAGCUCUUAGACAAAAUACUUCAAAGGGGUGGCAAAUACUCAGAAGAUGAUGCUAAACAAGUUAUGGUCCAAAUUCUUAGUGUUGUAGCUUAUUGUCAUCUCCAAGGUGUGGUUCACCGUGACCUUAAACCCGAGAACUUUUUAUUCAGUACAAAGGAUGAGACUUCUCCUCUUAAGGCAAUUGACUUUGGUCUCUCUGAUUAUGUCAAGCCAGACGAGAGGUUGAAUGAUAUAGUAGGAAGUGCUUAUUACGUAGCCCCUGAAGUUUUACACCGUACAUACGGAACAGAAGCUGACAUGUGGAGUAUUGGAGUGAUUGCUUACAUUCUUCUCUGUGGUAGUAGACCCUUUUGGGCCCGUACUGAAUCAGGAAUCUUUAGAGCUGUACUUAAGUCAAUACCUAACUUUGAAGAAGCUCCUUGGCCUUCACUAUCACCUGAAGCUGUAGAUUUUGUGAAAAGGUUGCUUAACAAAGAUUACCGUAAAAGACUAACUGCUGCACAGGCUUUGUGUCAUCCGUGGCUGGUUGGCUCACAUGAGCUAAAGAUACCUUGUGAUAUGAUCGUAUACAAGCUUGUAAAAGUGUACAUAAUGUCAACUUCAUUGAGAAAAUCAGCUUUAGUGGCUCUUGCCAAGACAUUAACUGUCCCACAGUUAGCUUAUCUGCGAGAGCAAUUUACAUUGUUGGGGCCAAGCAAAAAUGGAUAUAUCUCCAUGCAGAAUUACAAAACUGCAAUACUAAAGAGCUCAACAGAUGCUAUGAAGGAUUCAAGAGUCUUAGAUUUUGUUCACAUGAUAAGUUGUCUUCAGUACAAGAAACUAGACUUUGAAGAGUUUUGUGCAUCAGCGUUAAGUGUUUAUCAGAUGGAAGCAAUGGAAACAUGGGAGCAACACGCAAGGCGUGCUUACGAGUUGUUUGAGAAAGAUGGGAAUAGAGCCAUCAUGAUUGAGGAACUUGCAUCGGAACUUGGACUCGGACCAUCAGUCCCGGUGCACGUUGUGCUUCAGGAUUGGAUAAGACAUUCAGAUGGAAAGCUUAGUUUCUUGGGUUUUGUCAGAUUACUACACGGUGUGUCUUCUCGUACAUUACAUAAAGCUUAGGAGCAAUGGCAUUGUUUUGAGUGUAGAUUUGGAUGUAAUUCAUGAAAACAUUUACUAGUUUUUAGGAUAACUAUUUUGGAUGUAUCAAUGCCUUUUAGAUUUAUAUAUUUUAAAGUUACUUUGUGAAGAAGUUAUAUACACAAACAUAUAAAAAUAAUAUGAUCAAUGCAAUAAAUAAAAAG